CUCCUCUCUGUGAUAUCGCGAUAGUUGCCACCGGAGCACGGAGCUAUCGCUGAGCAACAUGGCGGAAGAGGAGGUGGCCAAGCUGCAGAAGCACCUGGCCCUGCUCAGGCAGGAGUACGUGAAGAUGCAGCAGAAGCUGGCCGACACAGAGCGGCGCUGCGCCGUGCUCGCCGCUCAGACGUCCGGACAGGGCGCGUCCAGCCCUGCGGCUGCAGACACCUUCAUCAGCCGCCUGCUGGACAUCGUGGCCGACCUCUACCAGCAGGAACAGUACAGCGAUCUGAAAGUGAAAGUGGCGGGAGAGAGUCUCAGCGCACAUAAGUUUGUGUUGGCGGCUCGCAGUGACGUCUGGAGUCUGUCCAACCUGGCGUCCACCUCUGAACUGGACCUGUCAGAUUGCAAACCUGAAGUUGCCAUGGCGAUGUUGCGCUGGGCGUACACGGACGAGUUGGAGCUCACUGAAGAUGACGCCUUCCUUAUCGACUUGAUGAAGCUCGCCAACCGUUUCCAGCUGCAGCUGCUCAGAGAGAGGUGUGAAAAAGGCGUCAUGUCCUCGGUGAAUGUCAGGAACUGCAUCCGCUUCUAUCAAACCGCCGAAGAGCUGAACGCCACCACGCUGAUGAACUACUGCGGGGAGAUCAUCGCCAGUCACUGGGACGAUCUGAGGAAAGAAGAUUUCAGCACCAUGAGCGCUCAGCUGCUCUACAAGAUGAUCAAGUCAAAAACAGAGUAUCCGCUCCACAAAGCCAUCAAGGUGGAGCGGGAAGACGUCGUCUUUCUCUAUCUCAUCGAGAUGGACUCGCAGCUGCCCGGGAAGCUGAAUGAACUGGACAAUAACGGGGACCUGGCGCUGGACCUGGCGCUGGCUCGUAAACUGGAAAGCAUCGCCACCACGCUGGUGAACAGCAAAGCGGACGUGGACAUGGUGGACCAGAGCGGCUGGAGCCUCCUGCACAAAGCCAUCCAGAGAGGUGAUGAGUUUGCCUCCGUCUUCCUGAUUCGUCACUCGGCUCAGGUGAACGCCGCCACAGUGGGGGCGGUGGAAACCCCGCUUCACCUGGUCUGUUCCUUCAGCCCCAAGAAACACUCUGCGGACGUGAUGAGUGGCAUGGCGCGCAUCGCAGAGGCUCUGCUGAAGACCGGAGCCAACCCCAACAUGCAGAACAGCAAGGGCAGAACUCCGCUGCAUGAAGCCGUGGCGUCGGGGAACGAGCCCGUGUUCAACCAGCUGCUGCAGUGCAAACAGCUCGACCUGGAGCUCAAGGACCACGAGGGCAGCACGGCUCUGUGGCUCGCCCUGCAGUACAUCACCGUGUCUUCAGACCCCUCGGUGAACCCGUUUGAGGACGACGCUCCGGUCGUAAACGGCACCUCGUUUGACGAGAACAGUUUUGCAGCCCAGCUCAUCCAGAGAGGAAGCAACCCUGACGCGCCUGACACGAGCACAGAAAACUGCCUGAUGCAGAGAGCAGCUCGGGCCGGCAAUGAGGCAGCAGCACUUUUCCUCGCCACUCACGGAGCAAAGGUCAACCACGUCAACAAAUGGGGUGAGAGCCCGCUGCACACGGCGUGUCGCUGUGGCCUGGCGAGCCUGACGGCGGAGCUGCUGCAGCAGGGCGCCAACCCCAACCUGCAGACCCAGAAGGCUCUGCCUGACGAGAGCGUCAGCGUGGCUCUGCAGACGCCCCUCCACAUGGCCAUCGCUCACAACCACCCAGACGUGGUCUCUGUCAUCCUGGAGCAGAAAGCUAACGCACUUCAUGCCACCAACAACUUCCAGAUCAUUCCAGACUUCAGUCUCAAGGACUCUGUGGACCAGACGGUGCUGGGCUUGGCCCUGUGGACAGGCAUGCACACCAUCGCAGCUCAGCUGCUGGGCUCAGGAGCUUCUAUCAACGACACCAUGUCCACGGGACAGACGCUGCUGCACAUGGCCAUCCAGAGACAGGACAGCAAGAGCGCCCUCUUCCUUCUCGAGCACCAGGCGGACAUCAACGUUCGGACCCAGGAGGGACAAACAGCUCUGCAGCUGGCCAUCAGUAACCAGCUGCCGCUGGUGGUGGACGCCAUCUGCACGAGAGGAGCCGACAUGUCCGUGGUGGACGACAAAGGGGACCCUCCUCUGUGGCUGGCUCUGGAGAACGGCCUGGAAGACAUCGCGUCCACGCUGGUGCGUCACGGCUGCGACGCGACGUGUUGGAGCUCGGGGCCGUCCGGCUGCCAGCAGACCCUCCUGCACAGAGCUGUGGAUGAGAAUAACGAGGUCUCUGCCUGCUUCCUCAUCCGCAGUGGUUGUGAUGUGAACAGCAGCAGACGGCCGGGCCCAAACGGAGAAGGAGACGAAGAAGCCCGAGAUGGACAGUCGCCCCUCCACCUGGCGGGCAGCUGGGGUCUGGAGGAGGUGGUGCAGUGCCUUCUAGAGUUUGGAGCGAAUGUUAAUGCGCAGGAUGCAGAGGGCAGAGCUCCCAUCCACGCUGCCAUUAGCAACCAGCACAACGUCAUCAUCCAGCUCCUCAUUUCCCAUCCGGACAUUCGUCUCAACAUUCGCGACCGUCAAGGAAUGACGCCCUUCGCCUGCGCCAUGACGCACAAGAACAACAAGGCGGCAGAGGCGAUCCUGAAGAGGGAGCCGGGAGCUGCUGAGCAGGUGGACAACAAAGGACGUAACUUCCUCCACGUGGCGGUGCAGAAUUCAGACAUUGAAAGCGUCCUGUUCCUCAUCAGCGUCCAAGCUAACGUGAACUCCAGAGUUCAGGAUGCCGCCAAACUCACCCCGCUGCACCUGGCGGUCCAGGCCGGAUCCGAGAUCAUCGUCCGCAACCUGCUGCUCGCCGGAGCCAAAGUAAACGAGCUGACCAAACACAGACAGACAGCGCUGCAUCUGGCCGCCCAGCAGGACCUGGCCACCAUUUGUUCUGUGCUGCUGGAGAACGGAGUCGACUUCGCUGCUGAGGACGAGAACGGCAACAAUGCUCUGCACCUGGCUGUGAUGCAGGGCCGCCUUAACAAUGUCAGAACUCUUCUCACAGAGUCCAACAUCGACGCUGAAGCCUUCAAUCUCAGGGGUCAGUCACCGAUGCACGUACUCGGCCAUUAUGGAAAAGAGAACGCCGCCGCCAUUUUUGAGUUGUUCCUGGAGUGCAUGCCUGAAUACCCUUUGGACAAACCCGACAAUGAGGGGAACACAGUUCUGCUCCUGGCUUACAUGAAAGGAAACGCAAACCUGUGCCGCGCCAUCGUGAGGGCCGGGGCUCGACUGGGCAUCAACAACAAUCAGGGCAUCAACAUUUUCAACUACCAAGUUGCAACCAAACAGUUGCUCUUCCGCCUUCUAGAUAUGCUGUCCAAAGAGCCCCCUUGGUGUGAUGGGUCCAACUGCUAUGAAUGUGUCGCCAAGUUUGGUGUUACUACACGGAAACAUCACUGCCGCCACUGUGGGCGCCUGUUGUGCCACAAGUGCUCUAUAAAGGAAAUCCCCAUCAUCAAGUUUGACCUGAACAAGCCGGUGAGGGUGUGCGACAUCUGCUUCGAUGUACUGACUCUGGGUGGGGUGUCGUAAUGCCGCGGCCCGGGUCUCCUCCACCCUCGCGGUUCUUCGGGCGCACCAGGAGAAGGGACGUCAGUAGCAGGACAGUUAUGGACCAUCACCUUUAUACUAUUCCAGUCUAAGAAAAAAAAGCAUUAAUGUUCUAGAGGGACGUUUCAGAUAGAGAGUGAGACAUCGUCUUUUUGUUUUGGUCUUAAAGUGGAUAGAGGACAGACGCGCUCCGGCUCCAUGACGGCUGGACUCUUUGUUAAUCAGUUUGUUUCAAUUCAAUGAUUUAAAUCAAAUUCUCUGUUGGGAUAUUUCACCGUCAGCAGCCUUUAUGCUCUGACCAAAGACAGAAAUUCAUUGCUCUGCUUUUGAACAAAAGCAGAGCAAACGUGUUUAAGAGCCCCAAAAUCACUAAAUCUCUGUAAUCUUUCCCUCUUCUGUCACCCCGACUCGGACCGGAUCCAGCAGGACAGACGAGGAGGAUUUAAAGGGAAAGCAACUUUUGUUCUAACAAACGAGCAUCGAACCUGUUAGAUCCAAAAAUAAAACGCUGACUACGUUUACAUGCACACAAAAAAAGACAAUAAUCCUGCUAAGCUGUUUACACGGCGAAUGGAAACAAAUAUUCCACUAAAACUCCUGUUUACAUGCAGACGUGCACAGCGAGCGGGCAAAACUUUAUUUAUUCAGGUGGGAGCGCAAUGUGCUGCAUAAAGUGCGAGGCACAAAACAAAGCCAGCAUCUGAGCAUAAAAACAAAUCAAAUCAUUAAAAUUAAAACAAAGAACUUAAAAAGAUU
Messenger RNA from Plectropomus leopardus (leopard coralgrouper), 4333 nucleotides. It is a transcript of the gene ankfy1, whose product is annotated as ankyrin repeat and FYVE domain containing 1. Lineage: Eukaryota; Metazoa; Chordata; Actinopteri; Perciformes; Serranidae. Gene Ontology annotation, molecular function: metal ion binding; protein binding. The record is from RefSeq and is a predicted model, not a curated record.